Pneumocystis jirovecii RU7 is the source of this 1008-nucleotide messenger RNA. RefSeq names its product ketoreductase. The transcript is spliced from 7 exons. The record is from RefSeq and is a predicted model, not a curated record. Gene Ontology annotation, molecular function: ketoreductase activity. Lineage: Eukaryota; Fungi; Ascomycota; Pneumocystomycetes; Pneumocystales; Pneumocystaceae. Bases 1 to 1008 code for a protein of 335 amino acids. Gene Ontology annotation, biological process: fatty acid elongation. Gene Ontology annotation, cellular component: endoplasmic reticulum.
AUGGACUUUAGUAUUUUAUUAGAAAUUUUUGAAGAAUAUCAAAAAGCUGGAGUUUUUCUUCGUUUGAUUAGUCUUAUAGGCUUUCUUUAUCUUUUUACUUUUGCUUGGUCAUUAAAAAAGCUUAUAUACGAAAUAUUUCUUGCUAAGGGACUUCAAUUAGAGAAAUUUCAAACAAGGUCAGGUGCCUGGGCAAUUAUUACAGGUGCUUCAGAAGGAAUUGGCCGUGAAUUUUCGCUUCAGCUUUCUGAACGAGGGUUUAAUGUUAUUAUAAUUUCUAGGUCUAAAGAUAAGCUUAAAGCUUUAUCGCAAGAAAUAGAAAAUACCUAUGCAACUAAAACAAUUGUUCAUACUAUGGAUUUUUCAAAGUUAAAGGAUAAAGAUUAUGAAGCUUUGAACGAGAUUAUUCGGGAUCUAGAUAUAAAGAUUUUAGUAAAUAAUGUCGGGUUAUCUCAUCAAAUGCCAACACCAUUUUCAUUAACUUCUUCUUGUGAAAUUUCUGAUAUUAUAACAAUUAAUUGUAUAGCAACUCUUAGAGUGACAAAGCUUGUUAUUCCCGGAAUGAUUAGAAGAAAAAAUGGGCUUAUAUUAACAAUGGGAUCAUUCAGUGGAAUUUUUCCUACGCCUCUUUUAAGUACAUAUUCAGGAAGCAAGGCUUUUUUAACAACAUGGAGCCAAGCAUUAGCAGAAGAAUUAAAACCUGAAGGUAUUACUGUUCAAUUGCUGAAUUCAUAUUUUGUUGUUUCAUCAAUGUCAAAAAUUAAGAAACCAUCUUUUUUUGUUCCUACACCCAAAUUGUUUGUAAAAACAGCUCUUCAAUCAGUUGGUUUACAAAGAGGAGCAUCUACACCCUACACCACGACACCGUAUCCUUCUCAUUCUAUUCUAAAUUGGCUUUUAGAGAAUGUGGUUUUCAAAUUAAGUCGCUCAUAUUUUCUCAAGCAUAACUUAAAAGUGCUUCAAAAGAUUCGAAAUAAAGCUUUGCAGAAACAAUUUGCUAAUAGCACAUAA